GCCGUCCGCAGAGAGAGAGGAGGCGGGCCGGAGCGGAGGAGAGGUCUUGGCUCUUGUCUUGCGGAGGAGCUUUGAUUCAGUAGCUGAGGCGGCGCGGCGCUUCCGGAACCUCCGGAACCUCCGAAGCUUGUAAGUCUUGUUCUGUUUCUGCUGCUUAUCCAUCUUCAUUUGUUUAGUCUUUUAUUAGAGGGACGUUAAAGUUAUAGUUCAGGUUUUCAGAGGAAGUAAGAAGAACUGAAAUAAUAAACGCGCAGAUUUAAUCAGUGUCUCCACGCAGCAGCGAAACAGAUAAAUUAGUUUAGAUGGUAAAAAAAUCUCAAACAUUUGAUCUGGUCCAUCGUGGGAGCUCUCCGUGGUGCUGAAGGACUUUCUCUGUGUGUAACGAGCUCAGAUCAGACUAACUGACCAGCCUCUCACCUCUCCACAGAGAUCCAGAGAAUCUGCGGAACAAACGCAGGUUUCUCCAGAGGACAUCGGCUCAGUUCGGCUCUUUACGCAGAGACUUUCUAAAGCGAAACUUUUCAUAAUUCAACGUCUUCCUGAAACAGCCCGUGUGUUGGAUCCCCAAAGAGUCAGACAAUGUCUAAUGAGAGAAACGUCAGCCUCUCAGGGUCUGCGGGUGUGAGCUUGGCACAGACGGGAGAAGCCGAGGUGAAGCAAAGCGCCAGAGGCUCCACUCGGUAAGAGGUGGACAUCAGAGAGCCAGCAGAGCGGGGGUCAGCGAGCCGACACCAGCGCGUCCUCAAACGAUGGGGAUGAAGCACCUCCUGCUGCUUUUCAUUUCCCUGGACCCGCUGAAUGUCCUGUGCGCCGCCGCCACCGCCAGCAAGAGGAGCAAGAGCCCGCCGAGGAGGAACCCGAAGGCGAAGGAGGUGACCGCCAACAGCACCGCGCUGCCCGCCGCCCCGCGGAAAGUCACCCAGCUCCAGGCUCCGUCCGCGGGUUCCCACGACACCUGCUGGGGUUACUACGACGUGAGCGGCCAGUACGACAAGGAGUUCUCCUGCAACAACACCGACCACCGCUUCUGCUGCGGCAGCUGCUUCCUGCGCUUCUGCUGCGCGGACCGCGGCAAGCGGCUGGAGCAGAAGUCCUGCAACAACUACAACACCCCGGAGUGGGUCAAGGUUCCGUCCCCCACCCCGACCCCCGCCGGGGACAUCUACGACCCGGAGCUGGACCAGACCAACACCACGGUCUACAUCACCUGCGGCGUCAUCGCGCUCAUCAUCGCCAUUGGGAUUUUUGCUAAAGUUGCUUAUGAUAAAGCCACGAAGCCGCCGCAGGAGAUGAACGUUCACAGAGCGCUGGCGGACAUCCUGAGGCAACAAGGGCCGGCUUCAGCUUCGCAGUUUGAGCAUGAAAACAUGGCGGCCAUUGAUGGUUCUCCCAAAGACGAGACGCCGGUCAGGAGCUCAAAGAACCACUACACACCGGUCCACACCAAGACGUCCAACCACGGGCAUUAUGGGAAGGACACCCUGCGUCCCGGAGGACCAGACAUGCAUAACUUCAUCUCCUCUGGGUUCGUCACUCUGGGCCGGAGCCACCUGAAAGCGCAGCAAUCCAUCGACGAAUCGGGCCAGAUGUCCUGGCAGGGCGACCUGGACAUCCCCAUGUCCUACGGAAACCACCACCAUGAGUACCAGCACAGCCACCUGGACCUGACGGCGCUCACGCCCAAACUGGCCCACAGACAAAUGGUAUACGACCGGCCGCAGCGGAUCAACAACAUCCUGACCUCGGCCACCGAGCCCUACGACGUUUCGCUGUCCAGAUCCUUCCAGAACCUGAGCCACCUGCAGCCGUCCUACGAGCUGCCGCUCAAGCCCGACUUAAGUAAAUACUCUCCUCACAGACUAAGCGAUAAAGACAUGGAUGAUUAUUACCCCCGGAAGCAUCUUCAUCCUGACUUUGCUGGUCGAGGACCAACCCACUUGGUGAAGCUGAAUGCUGAGCCCCACCAGCACCACCAGCCCCACCAGCACCAGCAGCAGCGGCAGCGCCCCCGGCGGGUGCAGAGGGCCAUGUCCCAGGACCACGUCCUGUCCCCCCCCAGGACGCCGCGGCGCGGAGACUACGGCUUGUCGUCGUACGGCGCCAUGGCGGCCGCCGCAUACGGAAGCAGCCGCAACCUCUCAAACGAGCAGCUGCUCUCGGCGGACCGCCUCCACUCCCAGGAUCCUCUGCUGUCCCCGGCGAUGAGGCGUGACAAGUUCCGGGAGAAGGCCAUGGCGCGGGCGAUGUCUCACGCCGACAUGCUAAUGCCUACCACGCCGGUCAUGGACCGCCACAAGAUGACCAAGAUGCACUCCCAGCCCAGUGCCUCCAGUGACUCGUACAACACGCUGAUGGUCAACCAUCACGCUGGCACGUCCACGUCCAAGAGGCAGGCGUUCGCGUCCCGACGAACACACACGGUGGACCACCUACAGUACAUUCCCGGCCACCACCACACAUACCGCACUGCCAGUAAGAAUGAGGUAACUGUCUAAAGACCGUGUCGGACGAUUCUUGAAAUGCAUCACAAAUGUGAACGGACAUUAUCAGCAUCCGUCAUUAAAACUCUUCUUGUUGUUUUUUUAGCUUUGUGUGUGAUCCAGAAUUUGGACGACUAGGAAAAUCCUGGCAAAGACUUUUUUUCUCUGAGCAUCAUAAGGGCUUUGCGCGUUGACACAAAGAUCCUUCCUGUCGGACGCAGGACAGAGUGAAGAAAAUAUUUUUUAAACCGGACGUAGGACUCAAAGGGAAUUGUACCACCUUUAUAGACAUAUAAAUAAACUCUUUACUGUUUGUAUUUCCAGUCUUUGUUAUAGCUUUAGAGAUACUCAUUAUCUGAUGUACGCACUUCAAUUGGUGCCUCUUGAAAUUGUCCCAUUUCAGCAGUGAAGGGGAUCUGUGGGUUAAAAAGCACAAUUAAUGAAUUCCCAUUUUUUUGGAUUAGGUUUUCUGUUCUUUGACAAACGGCCAGAACAUAUCAGCUUAGACUAUAAGGGAAACAGGCUAUUUUUGUUGCAUACUAUAGAUGAUUGUAAAUAUGCUAUUUUAGCUGCAUAAUGCCCCUCUGGACUACUGUCCCAAGUGGAGUUUAUUAGGUGUUUCCAUUUAUUAAUUCUGUUUUAGAUAAGGAAAAGUUCCCAGAUUAGUAUUAUUUCCACCGAUGUCUGUAAAUUAUGUGGAUCUAAUAUGUGCAUUGGGAGUGUUUCUGUUGUUUUCUAACCCAGCUGGUGGCGCAGAAUGGCUCGGUAUGAAACGUCAUUUUUUGGCCAGUUGCUUCCAUCUCUACAAAUCAGGCCUCAGCGUUGCGGAUCGUCUAGAGUCGAGUCUGACGAAAACAAUCAGUCUGAGGACGUUGUCAUGCUUGAUUGACGAGAUGUCACGUGCCAAUCAAACGCUGAUUAAACUGUGAAAUGUUUGUCCAGUGUUUUUCAUUAAAGCAAUGCCUUAUUGUAUAGAAUGCCAUAAGCUCUUAAAUGAACCAGUAUGCUUUGUCAUGUGUCGUUGUCUCGGUUUCUUUGUUUAGUAUUAUCAUUAUGGUUUACCAGCCGAACCAGCAGGCAGGGGGAGUUUCCUAUUCAUUGUCAUCAAUUCAGUUUGAAAUCCAAACUUUGAUUAGCUGAGUGAUUUUAUUGCUGUUUUUGGAAUUUGUCCAACUGGACACAGAAUAUGAAGCAAAUGCUGGAGGUUAAAAGAUUCCUUGGUUUGGUUCAUAUCACAGUUUUGGGGCGUGGUACUCCUCGUUUUUCUAGUUUCCCACAAAAAAUACCAAACCUUAGCAAAAUAUAAUUCACAAUUUAUAAGUUGUAAAAUAUCAUCCAUCCGUCUGUGGUGCUUUGCUUGUCUGAGGUCAGGAUGAAAAGCUCUAAGGGAAACCUAGCCAUUCCUCUGCCCAGCAGCUCAAUCUAAUUCUGAAACAUCCCCAGCCGUUCCCGGGCCAGAAGGGAUAUUUAACUACUCCAGCAGGUUCUGGGUUGACCUCCUGGGAAUCCCGAUUAAAUUCACCUCAGCUGACUCCUUUCAGUGUGGAGCAGUUCUACUCAGAGGUCUUCAGAGCCCAGCCGCCCCAUGGAGGAAGCCUUUUCCAGCUGCUUGGAUUCAAGGUUUUGUUGAGAGAAUCCAGUCUUAGGCUGACCGGCAAACCGCUGAGCUCUGUAGCUCACAGCUGCAGAUGAGGCCCUGACUCUUCCACUCAUCAGACAAACCAGAACUCAUGAUCAACACUGGGAGGGAGCAUUCCAGUUUAAGCCAUUUAGAGGAGCUGACUCUCAGUCAGGUUGUUUCAUGGUCAGAAACCGUCCAGUGGACCUUUAAGGUCCCAACAGAACUCCAUCAGCUGCAAAAGCAAAAAUAAGACCCAGACAUCAUCCUAUCCUCAAUAAGACCCCAACUUACUCAGACACUCUUCACUCUGCAGAAGUCCACACAGAUCUGUUCAAAGGUACAUUUUUGGAACCGUCUACGCAUACGCUACUCUUUCUUGCACAAUAAACUGCGACAAACCGUUUUCACACUGAACUGCUGCAGGCUGAGAGAUGAUGCAACCAGUCGCAUGGAUGCGCGUCAGCCAGUCUGCCGCAUUGCGUCGGUUUCCCGGUGGCUUCCUUGUUGGAGAAGAAACUGGACUAGGAGCCCAACUAGAUCAUCAAACCUACUAGUACCCAUUAGACUUGUGGGAAGUGAAGGAAUUUGUGGUGAGAAAUGUUGGCAGUCGAUGCGCUCCACUGUGAAUCUCCACCAUCCAGGGACACGGUGCGCAGAGUUCAUGGGACUCUUUGCAUAGUUACAUUACCGCCAUCUUCAAGACUUUUUAUUAAUGUUUGGUCUGAAUUAACAGAAAUUUUGUAGAAAUUACCAGGAAAAAUAAAAGAUGACAGGUGUCUUCAUCUCUCACCUCUAAUUUGGUGGAAAAACGAUGACCUAUUGCUAUUAAAAAUGAUCAGAGAAGUGACCAGCUGCAAUGAUCAGUUUUCUGUGGCUGUAUAUACCCUGCCCCUCCCCUACAUAUUGCUCAUAAGCAUAUUCAAUUAUAGCGUGACUUUUGUGAUAUCAUGUUAUUGUUGGUCAAGUUUGUGCCACCAUGCAAAUCUCAGAGCAGCCCAUGCAGUUUCCUAUUAAACCCGUCACAUUGCUGUUUACCUUUCUUUAGUCUCAGAGGUGUAGGAAGACAGAUACCGCUGAUAAAUCACGCCUCGCUGUGUAUUUAGCGCUGCUGCAUCUCUGCUUUUCUCCAGAUAAACCAGGAUGCCACUGAUUCUUCGGACAUGUUUGACUCGCCACAUAUUCCAUGAAACACUGAAACCGACAGAACUAUCAAAGAAAUGACAGAAAAUGACAUCACUUUAAAUUUCACUCGGCGUUGCUGAAGACUCACUCACUUCAGCAUGUCAGAUGCUUGAAACUGAAAGUGAAACUGGCACCUUGGCCUGUUGGGGACUUUCAUAAGCAAUGGCAUUUCAUUCCUAGGUACUCAUCUAAACCUUAUCUAAAAAAUAUAUAUUAUGACAACAUUAAUUUACUCUGAUGCAGCAAAACAACGUGAAUUUCUAAUUCUUGAUUGCAAAGCAAAUGUGCUAUUUGGCACAAGAGAGCAUUAAAGCGAUGUAUCUCAGAUGUCGGGUGACUUGAUGUUCCCCUUCUCUCCUCUUUGGACCCGUGUGACGCCUGCUUUCCAAGACCAUACUGAUAAUGAACAUAAUAUCCACAUCAACAGAAGAAUUUGUCGUAGUUUCAAAAGUAAAUGGAAAGAGGUGAAGGUGGAAGGAAAUGAUCUACUCUAAAAGAAACAAGAAACUAAGAACUGACAAAAAAAUGCUGAAGAAAAAAGUCUCUGGUACCGAUUCACGUCCUUUAAUCAGAGUUGGCAUUAGCCUUUUGACAAUUCUUAACAGAAAUUAAUAAAAUCAACAACUUUACAGCUUUAAAGUAAAUUAAAGCAUCUGAUGAAUAAGAGAAAUGUUCUGGAUGAUCCAGUGUCAGUGUCUCAUAUUGAUGGCAGCAGCAGAUAUUUAAUCCGGUUGCAGAUUUAUUUAGCAGUGGUUAGCCCAGUAAGACGACUGCUACUACGGUCUGAAAACACUAUGUUUUAUAUAUAAGUAUAUAUUUGACUCAACAAACACAACAGGACUUUAAUAAAAUUCUGCUGCUGUCGUUUUCAUGUUGAAUAAUUUUAUGCUAGGCUAGCGUUAGCAUGUUUGCUUCCUGUUGCUGAUCGUUUGGUUUGUAACAUUUGAAUGCAGUUCAAGUUGUGGACAAUAAAACUGGCAUAAAGAAAAGUUAUUUGGAUCUUGCACUUUUAAAUCAUGUCAGAUUUAGAAAGUUUUGUUUCUUCGUUUUGUUUUGUGUGUAGAAAAACAGAAAAUGAUAUCAUAGCCAUAAUCACAGAGAGAACACCAACAAGACAGGACCAGUUUUGUCAGGGACUCAGAACCUGCAGACACUGAUACUGGGACCACUGGGAGCGUUAGGAGAUGCUGAUACUGGAGAUACUGGACAGGUUGGAGGAAUCCCUAAAACCCACGUCAGAUAAGCUCCACAGUAACGCCGAACUCAAACUGCUCAGAGUCUGCAGCGUUUUGUUCUCCUGCAUGACUUUAUGGUUUGAGUGACAGUAAUUAAUCCUGAAUGGACAAAUUUAUUCAGUCCCACUAAAACCAGUUGCUUUAAUCCUGACAUAUCCACUAAUUUAAUUGAUAAAACCUUGAAAUCCCACAUAGGUUUGGUCUUACUGAUGAAAGUAAUUACAGGUUUUUUCUUCUCUACGUCUGUAUAUACUUGAACACGAUGUUAUUUGUGAGUUGAGCUUUGUAACUUUAGUGGCAGAAGAGCAAUCCAUCAUGAUAUAUUAUUUAGAGGGUUGCUCAUAAUUUAUAGAUUUGUUUUUUUAUUGACCUAAUUUAUGAACAAACCAAUGAAGAGAUUACAGUUUUUAGGGGUCUGGAAUGUUGGCCAAAUGUAUCCUGAGUUUAACAAACGUAUUUCUUAAACUUGAUGUGCCACUUUACUUUUUAUGACAGGUUUGUAAUCAAUGAUGUCAGUUAUAUGUUGUUUUCUCUGAAGUCGGUUUUUCUACGUUAUUUCUUCUUUCUUUCUUUGGUCUGCUUGCAAAAAAUGAGGAACAUCUGAUCUGUGCGGCUGACAGAAGGCGUUAGCUGCUCUGCUGUUAGCAAAUAUCUGCAUCCACUCACUUUGUGCAGCUAAUCUCAGAAACUUCUGCUCCUUCUUUAAUAAUGAUGUCAUCUCCAAAGCCUUUUCUCUUUGUGCAAUAUUUUGUUUUCGUGCUGAAUAAUUCUGCAGCCACUUAUUAUUUAUUAUUAAAGAUUGUGAGAUUCAUUUGCAGCUAUGAAGGCUUUCCUGUCCUUUUAAAUGAAACAAGGACUUUUCUGUGUUUCUUUGUCAUUUUUAACAAAAAUUAUACAUUUUGGUAUGAAUGGAAACGGUAUAAAUGUUAUUGCACAACUAACUUCAAAACUACAACAUAUGACUGUUCUUGUGGAUUUUUGUUUUACAAAUAAUUAAAGAUCAUCAUGAGUGUUAUACACACUUAUUAAUUCA
Molecule: messenger RNA, 7551 nt
Organism: Xiphophorus hellerii (green swordtail)
Lineage: Eukaryota; Metazoa; Chordata; Actinopteri; Cyprinodontiformes; Poeciliidae
Gene: shisa6a
Product: shisa family member 6
Exons: 8
Coding region: 750-2495 (581 amino acids)
Biological process (GO): regulation of short-term neuronal synaptic plasticity; regulation of AMPA receptor activity
Cellular component (GO): postsynaptic membrane; AMPA glutamate receptor complex; postsynaptic density
Source: RefSeq, a predicted model, not a curated record